Molecule: messenger RNA, 579 nt
Organism: Phytophthora megakarya
Lineage: Eukaryota; Oomycota; Peronosporomycetes; Peronosporales; Peronosporaceae
Source: the annotation of a GenBank genome assembly
AUGUUCCAAGUCGUGGCGAUGGACCAUAUCCCGUCACUACCGGCAUCGCACAACGGCAAUACGGAGCUCCUGGUCUGGGUAGACGUCUUCAUAGGCAAGCGCGUCUCGAACGGCUCAGACUGUCGCGGAAUCGUACGGGGAAGCCGUCUACAGACGAUUUGGCGCCAGCGAAGCGAUUCGUCACGACCGCGGCCAGGCUUCAUGUCGGAUUUUUUCAGGGCCUUCAACAAGCUGAUGGGCCAGCGGCAACGUGCGACGCUCGCAUACCGUCCGCAAGCAAACGGGGCAGCAGAACGCAUGGUGCAGACCAUUACGAGAGCCAUCAAGAUGUACAUUGCCGUUAUAGAUCAACGUGACUGGGACCAAUACGCUGAACGACUGACGUACGCGCUUAUCACAGCUCACGAUCGAACAAGGAACGAGACCCCGUUUUUUCUCGUGCACGGUUGGGAUCCGCGGUCUACGGUGGAAGCGACGUUAGCCGUGGGGAACACUUCGCAUCGGGACGCAGACGCUCGUCGGUGGAGGAUUCGUAUUCAACGCCACUACCAGAUAGCACGCGCGCAAUCCCUGGAACUG